This is a messenger RNA of Prunus armeniaca (apricot), 246 nucleotides long. The record is from the annotation of a GenBank genome assembly. NCBI's taxonomy places the organism in Eukaryota, Viridiplantae, Streptophyta, Magnoliopsida, Rosales, Rosaceae.
AUGCAAGCUGGCAGCCGCAAGGAUCCAGAUAACAGGGCACCUCUGGCUUGUACCUUUCAGGAACCAAUGAUAGUGCCCAAGCACAUGCAAGAUGGUUCAAUGACGGUAGCUGAGCAAUUGGAAACAAUCAACUUGAGUGAUGAUCUCUUGGUCCAGAGGCCCAUCUCCAUCAGUGUCCACUUGGCAAAGGAAGAAAAGGAAAUGUUGGUGUCUUUGUUAAAAGAAUUUCGGGAUGUAUUCGCUUAG